Molecule: messenger RNA, 7412 nt
Organism: Pipra filicauda (Wire-tailed manakin)
Lineage: Eukaryota; Metazoa; Chordata; Aves; Passeriformes; Pipridae
Gene: ABI2
Product: abl interactor 2
Exons: 12
Coding region: 44-1669 (541 amino acids)
Cellular component (GO): lamellipodium
Molecular function (GO): SH3 domain binding
Source: RefSeq, a predicted model, not a curated record
CGACCGACCGACGGACAGACCGACCGGGUGAGAGGAUGUGAAGAUGGCGGAGCUACAGAUGCUGCUGGAGGAGGAGAUCCCGGGGGGGCGCCGGGCCCUGUUCGACAGCUACACGAACCUGGAGCGGGUGGCCGAGUACUGCGAGACCAACUACAUCCAGUCAGCAGAUAAGCAGCGAGCCCUGGAAGAAACCAAAGCCUACACAACCCAGUCAUUAGCAAGCGUAGCCUAUCUGAUCAACACUUUGGCCAACAAUGUUCUCCAAAUGCUGGAUAUCCAGGCAUCCCAACUCCGACGCAUGGAAUCUUCAAUCAACCAUAUUUCACAAACGGUGGACAUUCACAAAGAGAAAGUUGCUAGAAGAGAAAUUGGUAUCUUGACUACAAACAAAAACACCUCAAGAACUCACAAAAUCAUUGCACCAGCUAACUUGGAGCGACCAGUUCGCUACAUCAGGAAACCUAUUGAUUAUACAAUUCUAGAUGAUAUUGGACAUGGAGUGAAGUGGUUGCUUAGAUUUAAGGUCAGCACACAGAACAUGAAGAUGGGUGGGCUUCCUCGUACAACACCGCCCACCCAGAAGCCACCAAGUCCACCCAUGUCAGGAAAAGGAACUAUUGGGCGGCACUCCCCGUACCGCACGCUGGAGCCGGUUCGGCCCCCGGUGGUGCCCAACGACUACGUGCCGAGCCCCACGCGCAACAUGGCGCCCUCCCAGCAGAGCCCCGUCAGGACGGCCUCCGUCAACCAGAGGAACCGCACCUACAGCAGCAGUGGGAGUAGUGGAGGAAGCCACCCAAGUAGUCGGAGCAGCAGUCGAGAGAACAGUGGAAGUGGAAGUGUAGGUGUUCCCAUUGCUGUUCCCACACCAUCUCCUCCUAGUGUCUAUCCAGCCCCUGCUGGCUCAGCUGGCACUUCUCCCCUUCCUGCUACCUCUGCUCCUGCCCCCACUCCUCCUGCUCCUGCCCCUUCCUCUGCUGCCCCAGAUGCUGCUGCUGCUGCAGGAGCUCAGCCCCUUGCUGAUGGCUUCACCUCUCCAACUCCCCCCGCUGUUUCUUCCACACCCUCUACAGGUCACCCAGUUCAGUUCUACAGCAUGAACAGGCCAGCAUCUCGACACACCCCCCCGACAAUAGGGGGCUCUUUGCCAUAUCGGCGUCCUCCUUCCAUCACAUCCCAGACAAGCCUUCAGAACCAGAUGAACGGAGGACCUUUUUAUAACCAGAACCCAGCAUCCCUUGCUCCUCCUCCCCCCUCCAUCCUACAGGUAACUCCACAGUUACCACUAAUGGGAUUUGUGGCCAGAGUUCAAGAAAACAUUUCAGAUACUCCUCCCCCACCACCGCCUGUGGAUGAGGCAGUGUUUGAUGAGUCUCCACCUCCACCUCCACCUCCAGAGGAUUAUGAAGAGGAGGAAGCAGCCGUGGUGGAGUACAGUGAUCCGUAUGCUGAGGAGGAUCCUCCUUGGGCACCAAGGACAUACUUAGAAAAGGUGGUGGCGAUCUAUGACUACACCAAGGACAAAGAAGAUGAGCUCUCAUUUCAGGAAGGUGCCAUCAUUUACGUCAUCAAGAAAAAUGAUGAUGGCUGGUAUGAGGGGGUCAUGAAUGGAGUGACGGGGCUCUUCCCAGGGAACUACGUGGAGUCGAUCAUGCAUUACUCGGAGUGAAGACUAGAGGACAGAACGCUGCAUCUCCUACUGCAGGAGCUGUCAGGGCUUCCCAGAUCUCCACCAGCUGCUGGGGCCCUAUCCCGUAUAACUGAAUGAAGGAUAAUUGUAACAACCACUCUUUGGGUUUGGUUUGUUUUUUUUUUUUUCCUUUUUUCCCCCUCAUUAUAAAACAAUAGUGAUUUGAGUUCUUCGAACAAAUGGCUCUUCCAGCGGGCCAGCAGAGGCUAUCCUGAGCCAUCUGACUCUGAAUUAAGCUGACCCAUUCAGAUGUAACAAACUUGUUGAGUAGCUGAUACUUCACUCGAAUUCUGACUUCUUCUGACAGGCCUUGGGAUCUGUCUCAGGAAUCCUGUGUGCCCCCAUGGUACUACCACUGGCAGCAAUGCCUGGCACUGGGGAUGUCCUGGAUGCUUGUGGUGAAGGUUACUGGCCAGUGGACAUCCCUCCUGUUUCUACUCUACACUCCUGUGCAGCUGGAAGAACAGUCGUGUGCUAGCAAACACUGGGAUUUCUGCACAGAGACGUUUCUGUAACUGACUUCCAGAUAGCUGGAUAAAUCUUUAGCGUAAACACUUCUGCAGCUGCUCUGCACAUGUAGGCUGACGCAGGGGCACACAGAGCUGGCUUUCAUUCACUCACCUUUCAGUUCAGACAAUUAAGAUGGCUGCAGCCCAGAGGACCCCCACCCCCAUUUCCUCAUCUUUUGAAUGCCACAUAUUUGUUUUGUGUUCUGCACUGAUGUAAAUGUGCUCCUCUCCACAGCGAGCUCCUUGCCAUGGUUGCUGCCAGUUCAAACAGAACUCACAGAUGCCGUUGAGGGUGAAGGUGAAACAAAGUUUACAGGUCCUCCUGGGGUCUGAGAAUAACCUCUAGGGGGUGUGGUCCAAGGUUCAAAUCUACUCAUGCCUGCUUGCACUAGAGAAACUUGCCCCCAACUUUAGUCUUAUGCACAAUAUAAUCUUAAAAAUCCAAUCAGGUAUUGUAAGUUGGCUAUUUUGUAUUUGAUGACUAGAUUUGCAUAUGUACUGUGAGAGCCCUGUGCAGAGGCAGGACAAACGGCAAUUGUCGUCUUCAUGUCUGUUGCCAAAAUCUCUUCAGUGGAAGUAAAAAGGGCUGUUGUGUGUACUGGUUUCCCAUGGAAAUCCAAGCAGUAACUAGCAGUAGUUCUAGCUCUUCCCCUAACCCUCUCCAUUGUUUAUUAUAAUAGAUAUUUUGAGAUGUACUGGUGGCUUGGGGUGGAGUAAUACCAAUUUGAAGGCUCUGUAGCCCCUUGUGAUAAUACUUGGCUUUUUAAUCUAGUCUCAGUUAAAAAUUCUGCUCUGUGAUUGUACACAGCAGGUCACUGUAAGUGAUGGCUGUACUGUCUGCCUAAGGGAAGGUCUAAGUGUUACCUUUGGGUAAAUAUCAUGCAUUAACUGAUUAAAUUUCCUGUUGAGUCUUGUUAGCCUGCAAAUUGAGCUGAUCCUGUGUUGUGAGAGCCUCCUGGGCCAGGGCAUCUUCCUGGGCGACUUUUGACUGUCACCUGGCCAAGUUCCAGCUGGUACCAACAGUAGCCUCUCCAAGGUGAGACAAUGCUGCAAGACAAUUACCUGUCUUGGAGAGCCCUGUGUGUAAAGCAGAGCAGUGCACAAGAGAGCGCCACCAGAGCUGGGUUUGUGAUGGUAUUGGCAACAGAUAGGUAAUACCAGUCCCUUGCUUGGUAAUUGGUGCAAUACCAGGAUGGAGGUGCAGGUUUGGUGCAAACCUGGGCAGGGAGGUAUCAUAGCUGCUCAAGGGAGAAGAAUGAGAAAAAAGACAGGUGAGGUGUGUUUGCAGGACACGGAGGAAUGUGAUCACCUGCUGUGAGCUUGUGCAAGGUGACAGCAGGCAAGAAACUAGUUUGGUUGAAGUCUGCAGGAGGGACAACUUUGAAGAAACUGGUGUGCAGAUAGAGGUUACUUUCUCCCCUGCUCAAUCCACAUGUAGCCUAAGCACUGUUGUCUUCUUUCUGGAAGCUAACAACAUUAUUGUUUGGGUGUGUUUGCCAGAACAGAUACCCUUAUGCCUUUUUCCUUGUGAAAACUUGUCUUUCAGCAAGACUGGGAGAAGCAGCCAUGUUCAGUUCCCUCAGCCCAUCAUUUCUCUUGCAGCAAGCCCAGAACCACUGGUUGUGUAGUCACUGGAAUGACUGUUUCUAGUGUCCACACUUUUGGCACAGGGAGGCACUGGGCGGUGCUUGCAGCCAGAGUAAUUGAACAGCAGCAUUAACACAGCGUGGCUGUGUUUUCCAGGUCUGUCAGAGCUUUCCUGGCUUCUCUUGCCUUGGGUAUGUUUAUGGCAAGGACUGAGCCCACAAUGCUCAAAUGCAUCGUUAGGGCAGCUCAGUGAGUUACUGAGUGAGCACUUGCCAGAGCCCAGCACAGAAGAUGAGGCUGCAGAACUGUGAAAGUGGAAUGUGUGACAUUCCUUGAAGAACUGGUUUUGGUCUGAUGGGCCAGGGGUUAGUUUGGUCCCUGCUGAUAGCAUGUGGAAUUGUUUAUCCUGCAAGAACUGCUGUGGAUGGAAUUUCUGGUUCACCAACUGCUGGUUUUAUGCUUUCUUAUGCAGUACUAAUGUAAAGAAAUUUGUUGAGUUUUAUGCAUAUUUUUAUUUUGUACAGAUUUUAAUUCUGUGGCUUCUUUGGGGAUGAUGUGAUAUAAUGGUCAUAGACCAGGCCAAGGUAAACAGGCUUUGUAUAUUGAUGUUACAUAGAUUGCACGCUAGUAAAGUCUGUGAGGGUUGUGUUUCCAGUUUUGUCCCCUGUACUUCUUGUCCAAAAUCUUCUCUCCCCCACCCCUUUUUAAUUUACAGGUUUAACUUAAAAGGGGCUUGCAAUUGGGGUUAGGGUGGGGGAGAAACACCUCAGUAUUUUAAAUAGGUGCACAGCAUCUCUUCACUGCUGCGUUCUGCUGCCACACCUGAAAGUGUUCAGCAUCACAGGCUGUUGAAGCAGGAUUGUGUAGGCAUGAGAGGUGGGGGAAAGAGAUGCUACAGCAUAGCCCAAAGAGUGCUGUAUGGCCAAAAUGAAUAUGUUUCUCCCUUUGUGAGAACUGCCUUAGCCCAGCCAGCUGUUUUCAUUGUGCACAGAAAUUGUUCAGCAUUCUCUAGGGGUGUAUUUUGCCUUGGUUUGCUGUAUUAGAGGUUUCUUCCUUCCUCUUGGCCCCAGGGACAAAGCUGUUAAUUACAGCUGCCUCUCCAAAAUGUGCCUGCAUGAGGGGAAGUCUGACUGAGUCUGUCCACAUCUAGUGCCGAAGCAGGUUAAUUUUGGUGCCUUCUUUCCAGCCUAAGAGAGAUGGCUGAGGUUGCAUGUGUCUCACCCAUUUUUUUUCCCCCUCAUCUUGCUUUUUUUUUUUUCCUCUCUCACUGGUUAGAGCAGAGGGCUGAGAAGGGCAGGAGAGGCAAGCAGCCAAUUUUAUGCUUGAGCAUCCAGAGAGCAUGUCCAUGCACACUGGCUCAAGUAGGCACCAGAGAGCUGAAGCGAUGCCUAAACACUUGCUGGUCUCACUGGUGAGACACAGGCAGAUACUGCUGCACUGAAGAGCUACUGCUCUCACUAGAGGACAAGAGAUGUGGCAUGGCCCCAAGGUAGAUGACAGUUUGGUGUGUGUUACCAGGAGGCUGAUCAUGUUCCUGGAAUUCAGCUUGUCCUUGCAGUUAGUUGAGUUAGUUGUUCCUGAAAGUGGCUGGAGAUUGCUGCUGAUCUGACCUACAGGUCCUGUGGUCUGUGGCUGGGGUGGCUUACCCAUGGGUGCCAGAAAGGCUCACACCCAGCUAGUUCUUGCUAGAGCAAUUUGUUCUCCUUUCACAGCUGCUGGGCAUUUUCUUUCUUUGCUGCUGAAGGUUUUUGGUGACAGCCAAAGUUGACAUUGGCAGUGAUUCAGCUUCUGAGAAGAGCCACUUUUAUCCAGGGUGUUUCAGUUGAUCAUGAGAAGAAAGCCACGCAGCAGCAGGACUGAUGAACCUUUUCUGGCAGAGGGUGGGCUGCCUGCCUGCUGUGUGUGUGCGUGUUGUUGCCUAGAGGUGGAAGAAGGUUGUGCACUGACAUUUUUGUGCUUCUGUGGUGUCUCCCACCUGUGCUUGAUGGUGACUUAGGAAGAGCUCAGCACUAGCAACUUCUACGACUUCUUAGCAAAAACGCUGCUGGAAAUGAGCUUGCUUUUUUAUUAUGUCUGUGGGCUCCAGGCAUAAAGCAAAACUCAUGUUUUCCUUUCUGGUAAGGAUAGAACUUUAUGUGGGUUAGUAAACUGGGAGCAUUUACAGGGCUUCUCCUCCUUGGAGUUGGGACAGGACAUUUUGUAAAACAGGCAGUGUCUGUAUGCUCUGCAGGCCAACUUUUUGGAAGCUGCUAGAGGAUGCUAGUGAAGAGACCAUGGUGCUGUGGCUUUGCUAGGAGCAGUACUUAUAUUCACAGUAUAGAGAGUCACUGAAAAAGCACUGCAGCAGUUUAGGCAGCAUUACCAACACCAUGUAGAGACUUCAGUUCCCACGUUGGCAACUGUGGCAGUGGAAAACCUACAGCCCUGUUGCAUUCACUAAGGCAAGUAUUUACAACAUUAAUCUCAAGAGAAGAUGGUGGUGGAAACUGAGCAUUAGGUAGAUGAUGGGCUACAGCUUAUAAGGUGCCACUUACAAGAAUCUGCUGUGCUUACAGGUCUAUUCACCUUCCCCAUCUUUUGGCAUCUCCCAGUAUUUGGUGCUGCAACAUUAUUACACAGAGGUCAGAACAGUACCAGAAUGGAACAAUGUGUGGUUUGGGGUUUUUUCGCCCCCUGUAGCUGAAGUCAGUGUGUAGUAACAAUCCCAUUGAUCUACUUCUGAUUUUAAAACUUCAAGAAUAGUGGGACCUCCACCUCAUGUCCUUGGGGAGGUUGCUGAAAGCUUGGUGCAGCCAAGGUUUGACAACUGCUAUAAGAAAGAGUAAUUCACAGACCACGGUGUUCUGCUGCUGUCAUCCAAAAAAAUCCCCACCCAUGUGUUUUGUUCAAUCUCCUACCCAUGCAGGAAGAGUUUGUUUCUUUGGUACUCUAAAUAUACUAAUUUUAUUAGCACCUGUGCUUAUAAGCAAGAUGUGUUAGGAAACAGUGAAGGCAGCAGCAGCCUGAUGGCCAGAGGUCAGCCUACAGCCAGCAACCUGCUGAACAGAUAUGGUGACCCUGCUGAAAUGUGUGCAGUACGUUUGUUCCAGUUUCUCAUAACACCUCAGAAGAAUCCUACCACUACUGACUAAUAGGAAGAGCUGUGUACAAAUUCAUUUCCAUUACAGCGCCUUGGUAAAGUGCUGAUAUGUCUGAGAUUUUUUGGUAAAGAACAAGUGCUUCUUUUCACAUUUGAAAAAAAUGUCUUUUGCAACUUGCAUGGACAAACAGUUUCUAUGAAUUCUCUGGAGAUGUCAGUGUCUAACAUGGAUUUUGUCCAUGCACUUUUUUCUGAAAGCAGAUACCCCCUUUGGUUUGCAGUCAGAGGAGUAUCACGCUGUGCUUUUGCUUUUGGUACUGCUGAUGCAGUGGAUGAGUGCAGAGCCCACUGUAAAUGACCAAGCCCAUAGGACUCUGGGGAGCUGUAUGCCACCAGUAACAUUUUAUUGUGUGUGCCAUUUGAACCACCUUCCAGUGAGUGCAAAACCCAAUUUUUAAAUUUUUUUAAUUGUACUUGGAAUUAACUGUUGCUGUGUACUAAACCCUCUUGUUACAAGCCCUAAAUAAAAGGAACAAAGCACACCCCA